Bursaphelenchus xylophilus (pine wood nematode) is the source of this 1886-nucleotide messenger RNA. The record is from the annotation of a GenBank genome assembly. Lineage: Eukaryota; Metazoa; Nematoda; Chromadorea; Rhabditida; Aphelenchoididae.
AUGAGUGGACUAGAUGAAUGUGAUGUGGAGACUUACAAUAAUUUAUUUACGUGUCCUGAGGAUGAGAUCGAUUUCUUUUCUAAUGAUGAGUUCAGAGUAAGUAAUUAUUGAAUUAGUCAUGAAAAAUUUUUGUUCCUUUUAGAAUAACGUGGAUUUAGCCCCUUCGGAUGUGGAUAUAUUGAAUGAUUACAAGUGGGAUCAAAAAUUUACACCAGAAUCUUCAGACUCUGGUAAUUAUUCUCCUGGAAGUUCAAAUGACGACGUCUCCAAAUAUGAUGUAGAAACCCAUUUCUUUGCAUCUUCGGCAAUACGAGACAACGAUGUAUAUUCUCCGUUUUCAUCCAGUUCGCAUUGUCAGGUAUGUCUUAUUAAAAUUGAUGGAGAUUUUAGGCAUCACCUGAAAAUAAUUAUAUUACAAUGCCAUCACCACAACCUCAAAACUUCCAAACACAACUGCCAAUUAAAACAGUGCCUCUAAAUACCGUGAUGUUAGCCACGCCGGUAACUUUAGUCCCGGCCACCAGGCUUGUUGUAGCGACUCCGAUUUCCUCCAGUUCUGUUCAAUUGUCGAAUAGCAAUAUUAUCGCGAAUGCUGUGAAAAGUGGCGACGCAGAGGUAAGUUCCUGUAGGGUGAUUUAUUUAUACCGGUGAAACUCAUGAUAUUUUAGAAUGGAUUUAUAAAGAAGAUCGAAGAUAAACGUCUCCGGAAUCGGGCGGCAGCUCAAGCCUCGAGGUAUCGAAAGCGCAUGGAAUUGGACAACAUGAAGCAACAACUAACUGAAUACGAAGCUGAGUGUAAUCGGCUGAAAGAAGAGAAUAAGUUUUUAAAAGAGCGAGUUCGUGAGCUAGAAGAAGAAAGGGAGCUCUUCUCGAACAGGAAAUCCUAUAAUGUUCCUCAUAAGAAGGCGAAGAAGGUAGCCGGAGUUUGUUUGGCAUUCUGUGCCCUUUUAUUUACCUUGAAUAACGGCUACACUGACAGGCAAGUUUUUUUGGAAUGUCAUGUUAUCUUCGUUUUAGUCCUCCCGUAUCGACAGAACUACAGUUGGCGACGUCUUCUGAUCUCAUAUUCCUAAAGGAACAUCAUGGUCGAUCUUUACCUCAAGUUUCAUAUAAUCAUUACAAUGCUUCAACCUCUGCUAACAGUACAAUAUGCACUUAUACAUCCCUGAACACCACAGAAAAAUUAAGGUAAAGACUUAUAUGUCAUAGUUAUGUGUUUUAGGCUUAAUAGAGACCUGAAUGGGUGGAUUAAACGGCAUGAGCAGCUUAAUCUGGUUGAACUGAGGAAGGGCGUGGAUCCAUUUUUAAUCUACAACAGCCCGAAGUCAUUAGUUUUUAAGAAUGUGACUCAAAUUCGUAACCAUACGGACAAUAAGGAAGAUAUCUUGAAGAAAAGGAUCCAAUCCAGAAGGAAGGUAAUGAAGAAGCGGACUGACGAGACGGACACAUCAGCGUUCUUGUGAGUUUAAGAUUGUUUCAAAUUCAUCAAGCAUUUUUAUAUACGAGUUUCAGGCCAUCCGUACUCAAUAUAACAAGAAAUGGAUAUGAUGUCCGAAACAGCUUGAUGGAUAAGUUAAAAAGGGCUAUCAAGCGGGAGGACGACGUUCUUUAUCUCGUCAUGAUGCGGGUUUGUAUCUUGUUUUGCUAUUGCAAAUCUAAGAACCCAAUUUUAUUGUGCUGUUUUGCAGGAGUAUUUCCUUUUCCCCACCUUGAAUGCCAACUUCACCCAACCACCGAAACUCACCAUUGUAAUACCAGCCUUAACCCAACAAGAAGCCGGUCUGGAGUUAAAGAUGUUGCAAAUCGACACGCAGGUGGUGGGCACGGGCCUUUUCCAGCUUUCGAAGGAUAUCGUAUCCCUUCUAAAUCAAUCGGACACCCCUUAA